AUGGAAAACGAGGAAAAUUUGGCGUCUGGUGUUUGGAAAAUAGCAAAAGCCUUUUGUAUUUAAUUACUUAUAUAGACAUAGUUACAAAAAAUUAAAAUUAUGGUGAAGAAUUUUAAAAAAAUAUAUAAUCUAAAAAAGUAAAGAUUUAGAUAAAGUUUGAAAUGGGUUCAUUUUAAGAUAAUCUAAAAAAAGCUUAAGAUAUAAAUUUUCCACUUUUUGUAUAUGUACAUGAUGUUUCAAGUUUAAAAAUUUUACAAACAAUGUUUUAAUGCAAAACUUUAGUAAAUUUAGUAAAUAAAUCAUUUAUUUGUUAUGCAUUUAUAGGUAAUUAAGAAACCUUAACUUAAUUACCUACUUAAAAUAUUGAACUUCCCUCUAUUUUAAUAUAUAGAAAAAAUUUUAUUGAAGAAAUUGAUUUAAUAAAAUAAAUUAAAUUAUUUCCUUCAACAAAAUUUGAAGAAUUGGCUUAGGAAAUAAAAUAAAUAAGAUGUUCUAUUUAAGAGAUUAUUACUUUAGAGAAAAAAGCAAAAAGACUUGUUGAUAAUCCUGAAGAGAUUAAUUAAAGCUAAUAGGAAAGAUUUAUAUAAAAACAAAGGGAAAUGGAAGCAAAAAAGUAAUAGGAAAUACAAUAAAGAUAGAGGGAAGAAUUAUUAGAAAAAUAAGAAAUAGAAUAUAUGAUGGCUGUUUAAAAAGCAGAUAAUUAAAAAAAGAGAAUAUAGGAGGAAAAGUAAUAAUAAGAAUAGUUAAUUUAAUAAUAAUAAGAAGAAGAAGUAUGUAAAAAAUAAUAUUAGAGGAAUAAAGAUAAUUUAUAAAAGCUACAUUGUUAUCAAAUUUACCUUAAGAACCAGAAGAAAAUGGAAUAAGUAUUUAAUUUAGAUUUUUUGAUAAAGUAGUUACAAGAAAAUUUAAUUUAACUGAUAAAAUAGAAGUAAUAAUAUGUAAUUUAGAAAUUCUUAGAGCAUAUUUAAUUUUGUAAUUUGUCAAGAUGAUUCGUUAUUUUUAAAUCCAGGAGCUGAAAUUGAUUUAAUUUAAAAUUUUCCUAGACUUUCUUUAUUUGAUAAAAAAGAAAUGUAAAUUUAAGAGAUUUUUAAUGAUUCAACAGGAGAGUAAUUAAUAAUUUUAGAAAAGGAGUGA
Paramecium sonneborni is the source of this 1134-nucleotide messenger RNA. The record is from the annotation of a GenBank genome assembly. Lineage: Eukaryota; Ciliophora; Oligohymenophorea; Peniculida; Parameciidae.